UGUUUCACAAAACAUAUAUUCAUGGUUCAAAACUCCUCAAAUUCUAAGCAAUUCGGGAGUAGUACAAAUUUGCUCAAUUCUGAUCCUCACACUUGUUCUGUUUGUUCUCCCACUCACAACCUCUCGUUUUCACUUCUUGUCGAUCAACUCUCAAACUUGGUAAAAACCCAGGAAAUUUUUGUAUAAAAUACUGAAGAUUUUGCAGUUUUCACUCAUGAAAUCUGCAGCAAUUAAACCCUUUUCAUCCCCAUCUUUUAAUCAAAAGAUUUUUAAUCCCAAAAACAACCCAUAUCAAAGAGCAAUUUCCUUAUUUUCCUCAUCAUUUUUCAGGGCAAAACCAAAACCCCCUAAAAGAGCAAUUUGUGUAUCAUGUAAACUUCCAAUCAAUGAACCUUUAAAUCCCUUUUCAUUAUUGGUUCCAGUUUUGCAAAGUGUAAAGAAUUUCACCGCGAAAACAGCAAAAUUUAAUUGGGGUUCUUUCUUAAAAGACCCAGUAGUAAUUGAUGAAAUUACCGGUGGAGCUAACACAAAGUCACAAUUUUUGCACAAUGGGGGUGUUGGAAUGGCUCUAUUAACCGUGCAAUCGACGGCUAGGGACCGAUUUAGCCCCAUCGUCGCGACAUUGGCGGCGAACCCGACGUUUAUGAGUGGAUUAUUGGCAUGUUUUUUGGCUCAAUCGAUCAAGGUAUUGUUGGAUUUCUGUGUAGAAAGGAGAUGGAAUUUGAGGAUGUUCUGUUCUUCGGGUGGAAUGCCAUCUUCUCACUCGGCUUUGUGCACUGCUAUAACUACUUCAGUGGCACUUUGUCAUGGUGUUGCUGAUGCAUUGUUCCCAAUUUGUUUGGGUUUUAGCCUUAUUGUUAUGUAUGAUGCUACUGGUGUCAGGAGACAUGCUGGCAUGCAAGCUGAGGUUCUGAAUAAGAUCAUCGAGGACUUAUUUCAAGGGCAUCCAAUCAGCGAAAGGAAGCUUAAAGAACUUCUUGGGCACACUCCAUCACAGGUCUUUGCAGGAGCUCUGCUCGGGAUUGCAGUGGCUUGUUUUUGCUGUCAAGGUUGUAUGAUUGCAAUAUAAUUUGCUGCCGUUGCUUCUGAUCAAAAUCCACGUCCUUGGUUUGCUGUUUUCUGGUUGUUAGACGAGUCUGGAUGUAACAUUAUUCAUUACAAAUCGAUCAACUUCCCAAGUACUCGUGCAAGUACCAUUGGAGAUAUGAGGAAGCUGUGGUUACAUUUGACGCUUCCUGAACAUUUGUAAUACUCAGUAGUUUACGUUUUUUUUGAAAGCAGGUCGUCUCAAUUAAACCGUUGAGAUGCUGCUGCUUUUGUAAUUUGAAUACUAAUUGAUCUAGUCAAUGAGCUCAAGUGUUUGUUAUCAAAAUCAUAUAUUCCAGUUCCGUUGAUUUAUUUA
Spinacia oleracea (spinach) is the source of this 1402-nucleotide messenger RNA. RefSeq lists its product as uncharacterized. The coding region runs from base 215 to 1069 and encodes 284 amino acids. Lineage: Eukaryota; Viridiplantae; Streptophyta; Magnoliopsida; Caryophyllales; Amaranthaceae. The transcript has 2 exons. The record is from RefSeq and is a predicted model, not a curated record.